AUGUCUGAAGAACCUGAAACCAAAAUAUCUUGCAGCACAGUGCAGCAAUCUAACGGUGAGACCUAUGUGGGAGCACUUCUCAGUGGUCAGCUCCAUGGAUUCGGCACAUUGAAUACUCCUUCCUACGGCUAUGUUGGGACAUUUUGCAAAGGCCUCCGUCAAGGCAUUGGCAUUUCCCUCUUCCCAAAUGACCACAUGUUCAUGGGAUUCUACAAAGCCGAUGAACGUUCCGGAUUGGGCAUUUCAAUUCGAGGUAACAGUGAAAUCGACAUAGGUCUAUGGAAAGCGAAUAGCCUCAUAAAAGUCAGCACGUCCAUUCUAAGCCAGAUAAAGUCCUUUCAAUCACCAGUUUUUACUCGAUGCCUCAUUGAGAAUAGUAAGUUUGCCAAAGAGGAGAUAUUUACCAUCCCGGACUUAGCGGCGUCACUGCCUUCUAUGGGCCGCAGACGGUCACCUGAUGAGUGUAGCAAUGACCACUCAAAAGAGUUCAGCGAACUUCCACUUGUGUUCUUUAUUCGUAAGAAUGGUGACUGCAUAGAUCUCGCAGUCGAGAAUGACCCUGACGAGAUUCUCAAUCGUGAAGUCAACUGCAACGGGCCAAUUACUAGAGUAGUGGAGAGGUUGUAUUGUGCUGCUGAAUGCAAUGAUCUCCACAGCAUCAGGCAAAUUCUUACCAACACACUCGAAUUUUCGUGCAGGCUUCUGAUAAGUGAAGGACAUCCCCUGAGAUAUGACGUCAGUUUGAGUGAUAUGUACGGCAUCACACCGCUUCAUGUGGCUUCAGCGAAUCAGAGUGUUGAGGUGGUGGAUUUCCUUCUAUCUUACGGAGCGGAUCCUAACGCGUCGAUGGUAAACGGAAUGAGACCCAUCACACUGUGCACCCUCUUCUACCUGGAAAGGCAUUCGUCGGAGCAUAGUGACGGUUACCACUUAAUAGAACUGGGCAUUGGUCAGACCUCCUCUGGUGUUUACAAUCGAGCGGAGCUGGUUUGGUUGUUGGGCUAUGACGCCAGUGAAUCUCCAGCGUCAAAUGAUGAAGAUUGCGGUGGCGGUGACGAUGACUACAAAAUCCACAGAUCUGAUGAUGAGGGCUACAUCGAGACGGGUGUCCUACAGUAUCAAAAAACACUUCUUCACACCCGUGAACGUGUGGACCAUGUUGCGAAUUCUCCGCGAUUUGACAAGUACAUGUCAUGCAACCAGUAUCUCAAAGCACUUACGUGGGAUAUCACUGAGAUGCCUACGCCUGGAGGUUUAGUGAGCCGUAAGUCCAAGCGACCUUGUAGAAGCUCGGCCUUGACGAAGGCAACUCAGGUGACACAGGCGGAUCUCAAGGAAAUAAGAAAAAGCAUUCGGAUUAGAGCACGCCUAAAGACGAUGCUACUACUCCUGCAGCACGGCGCCAACCCAAACAUUGCUAUACAGCCUCUGCCUCCGUUGAUAGCUGCAGCUCGAGCUGGAGAUGUGGAGUUAUCCCGACUGUUGCUGCACUUUGAUGCAGAUCCCAACAUCCGCAUUCCACCGCACUCUGUCACGAUGUCUGAGACCACAUUCACCGACAACCACGGAAACAUCUAUACGACAAGUGCUGGUGGACUCACGGCGUUACAUUUCGCCGUGGUUCUGCCCGGCGCCGUAGGCGUCCAGCUGACACAAAUGCUUCUUCAGAGAGGAGCGAAUCCCAAUUUGAGAGCUCUGCCUGAUGCCAGCUUUCUCGUUGAUAUUGAGGGCAAGAAAUCAACCUGGUCGACCUCCACGUGUGACGGUGGCAGGACCGCAUUGCAUCUCGCAUGCGCAAAGACCUACGACAAACAGCACGCCACGGAGAUAGUGAAAUUGUUGAUACAUCACAGUGCCGAUGCCAACCUUCUCUGCAAUGGUCACUGCGCUCUCAGCCUAGCACUGGCCUGUGGUAAUGAUGAGAUCGUCUCACUUCUGCUGACCUAUCCACAAACGAAAGUAGGAAUGCGCCUGACACAUGGACUUGGCUCUUCUCUGUGCGUGCUCCUGCACCCCAUCUUCGAGCACGUUCGCACUUUCGACAGUCGGUUGUCUCUCCUCUCACAACUCAUUGCCCACUGCCCUUCGGGUCUCCUCAAUCAUCGUAUCACCAUGCCCUACGAACUGGUCGAAGGUAACAUUGUGGACUACGUGUUGCAUGUCUACACGCGAGUUGAGAAGAAGGUGUUGGGUGAUCCUGCCAAGCGUCACAUCUUGCAACAACGACAACGCAUUUUGGAUUUGCUAGCUGCAGAACUGAGAAAAUCAGCUUUUGCGAGUGAAACGUGGAGGCGCGUUCAAGAUUUGAACCAUGCUGGCAGCCUCAUGGAAAUAAAUGAGCUACAAUUCUGCUUCCAUUGUGGGCGAUCAUUGGGUGUCAACCUCUCUCCAUGUCGACGAUGUCGGCUGGUGUUGUUCUGCUCCAAUUCUUGUCGAAGAGGAGCCUGGAUGGAAUGGCACGGAAGACAGUGUUUGCACAUUAUGGGUUUGUCUUUAUACCUUCAGCUUUAUCUCAUUUUACCUCGGCUGCCAAGUUGA
Molecule: messenger RNA, 2538 nt
Organism: Echinococcus granulosus
Lineage: Eukaryota; Metazoa; Platyhelminthes; Cestoda; Cyclophyllidea; Taeniidae
Product: Ankyrin repeat and MYND domain-containing protein
Exons: 17
Coding region: 1-2538 (845 amino acids)
Molecular function (GO): protein binding
Source: RefSeq, a predicted model, not a curated record